Condylura cristata (star-nosed mole) is the source of this 1200-nucleotide messenger RNA. RefSeq names its product transmembrane protease serine 11G-like. The record is from RefSeq and is a predicted model, not a curated record. Bases 1 to 1200 code for a protein of 399 amino acids. Gene Ontology annotation, biological process: proteolysis. NCBI's taxonomy places the organism in Eukaryota, Metazoa, Chordata, Mammalia, Eulipotyphla, Talpidae. Gene Ontology annotation, molecular function: serine-type endopeptidase activity. The transcript is spliced from 9 exons.
AUGACUGCACUUAUUGUUACAGCUGUUGUGUUGGUUCUGGCAAUAAUCAUCGCUCUCCUUGUUUAUUUUUUAGCAUUUUAUCAGAAGUCUCAUUAUUACCAAAGCUCUUUUCAAAUCCCCAGUGUUGAAUAUAAUCCUGAAGUGUUAGUAGAACACUCAAAAAUUAGAAAUGAAUUGGAACAAAAAGUCAAUAAUGAGAUAGAUAAUAUAUUUCAAAGAUCCAGUUUAAAUCGUUAUUACAUCAAGUCUCAUGUUGCCAACUUUAGGUCAAAUGAUGGUUUAAAAACAGAUGUAUUACUUAAAUUUCAGUUUCUUGUUCGCCAUGCAGAUAGUUUAAAAAGACAAGCUGACAUUAUUUUGCAUCAGAAAUUGAAAUUAGAUGAAAGUUUCCUGAAGAUAGAUAACUCAUUACCUUAUCUAAAAGAGAUGAGUGAAGUACAAGCAGAACACAUUCUGAACAACCGCUGUGGUAUAGGGAGGGAUUAUCCAACUAUGGAAAGAAUUGCAGAUGGUAGUAUUGCAAGGAAAACUGACUGGCCAUGGCAAGCCAGCCUGCAGAUGGAUGGCAUCCAUUUCUGUGGAGCAUCUUUGAUUAGUGAGCAAUGGCUCCUGACUGCAGCUCACUGCUUUGACACUUACAAAAACCCCAAACUCUGGACGGCCAGUUUUGGAACAACUCUAAUCCCUGCACUGAUGAAAAGAAAGGUGCAGUUAAUUAUCAUCCAUGAAAACUAUGCUGCCCAUAAGCAUGAUGACGACAUUGCCCUGGUGAAACUCUCCACCCCUGUUUUAUUUUCCAAUGAUGUGAGCAGAGUGUGUCUCCCAGAUGCUACCUUUGAAGCCUUGCCUAAGAGCAAAGUGUUUGUUACUGGAUGGGGCGCAUUUAAAGCAAAUGGUCCCUUUACAAAUACUCUACGACAAGUUGAAAUAGAGAUCAUAAGUAAUGAUAUAUGUAAUCAAGUUUAUGUAUAUGGUGGUGCUGUGUCAUCAGGAAUGAUUUGUGCCGGAUUCUUAUCAGGAAAACUAGAUGCCUGUGAGGGUGAUUCAGGGGGACCUCUAGUUAUAGCACUUAAUGGAAGCAUCUGGCACGUCAUUGGAAUAGUAAGCUGGGGAAUCGAUUGUGGAAAAGAAAAUAAGCCUGGAGUUUAUACCAAAGUGACUCUUUAUAGGGACUGGAUUAAAUCUAAAACUAACAUCUAG